This is a messenger RNA of Sarcophilus harrisii (Tasmanian devil), 7545 nucleotides long. It is a transcript of the gene ATP10D, whose product is annotated as ATPase phospholipid transporting 10D (putative). The transcript has 23 exons. Lineage: Eukaryota; Metazoa; Chordata; Mammalia; Dasyuromorphia; Dasyuridae. The coding region runs from base 277 to 4569 and encodes 1430 amino acids. Gene Ontology annotation, cellular component: plasma membrane. Gene Ontology annotation, molecular function: ATPase-coupled intramembrane lipid carrier activity; ATP hydrolysis activity; magnesium ion binding. Gene Ontology annotation, biological process: phospholipid translocation. The record is from RefSeq and is a predicted model, not a curated record.
GGGCUCGCUCUUUGAGGAGGAGGGAGGGGAUGAGAGGUCGGGAGGCGAGCCGGCCCAGCAGGCUGGAGCAGCUGAGUUUGGGGAGCCGCCGCUGCGCUGCGCACGGAGCCCCUGCACUGCUUGCGGACUGCCCAUGGCUAUCGGGGCUGGAUAACCCCACCUGCGCGCUUGCCUGCCCGUCUCCCGGCGCCCUGGGUACCCGGAGAGCGAUGCGGUAAUGUGGCAGAGGCGGGGACCGAUUGGCUGAUACAAGCUGGACUUGCAGGCACUUCAGACAUGACGGACCCUCUGCAGUGGGCCAGAUAUCACUGGCCACGAUUGAUCUCAGGCGCAGGCAGGAAUGACGGCGAGAGGUUUUACAAUUAUUCUUCGCUGCUUUUGUGUGGCAAGAAGCCCUCUCAGACACCAAAAAUGGCAGGAAAACAUCGAGUGGUGAUUGCACGCGCACGGUACUUCAAAGAGGAAUAUGAGAAAACCUGUGGAACAUACAUGAAUAAUCGAAUACGGACAACCAAGUAUACUCUCCUGAAUUUUGUGCCAAGGAACUUAUUUGAGCAGUUUCAUAGAGCUGCCAACUUGUAUUUCCUCUUUUUAGUCGUCCUCAACUGGGUUCCUCUGGUAGAAGCUUUCCAAAAAGAAAUUACUAUGCUGCCUCUUGUAGUCGUUCUUACAAUCAUAGCAAUUAAAGAUGGCUUGGAAGAUUAUCGAAAAUAUAAAAUAGAUAAACAGAUCAACAACUUAAUAACAAAGGUAUAUAGUAGGAAAGAUAGGAAGUACGUAGAACGAUGCUGGAAAGAUGUCACCGUUGGAGAUUUUGUUCGCCUUUCCUGUAACGAGAUCAUUCCUGCAGAUAUUGUCUUGCUGUUUUCCACUGAUCCAGAUGGAAUCUGUCACAUUGAGACUUCUGGUCUUGAUGGAGAAAGCAAUUUAAAACAGAGGGAGGUGGUUCGAGGAUAUGCAGAGCAGGACUCUGAAGUUGAUCCUGAGAAGUUUUCUAGUCGGAUAGAAUGUGAAAGUCCUAAUAAUGACCUCAACAGAUUUCGAGGAUUUCUAGAACAUCCAAGCAAAGAACGCAUUGGUCUCAGUAAAGAAAAUUUAUUACUUAGAGGAUGCACCAUUAGAAAUACAGAGGCUGUGGUUGGCAUUGUGGUUUAUGCAGGUCAUGAAACUAAAGCAAUGUUGAACAAUAGCGGGCCUCGUUACAAGCGUAGUAAGUUAGAGAGAAGAGCAAAUACUGAUAUCCUCUGGUGUGUCCUACUUCUUAUCUCAAUGUGUUUUACUGGUGCAUUAGGUCAUGGAAUCUGGUUGAGCAAUUAUGAGUCUGUUCCAUUUUUUAAUAUGCCUGAGCCUGAUGGACAUAACUUAUCCCCAGCCUUGGCAGGUUUCUAUAUGUUUUGGACCAUGAUUAUUUUAUUACAGGUAUUGAUCCCCAUUUCUCUCUACGUUUCCAUUGAAAUUGUCAAGCUAGGACAAAUCUACUUUAUUCAAAGUGACAUUGAUUUCUAUAAUGAGAAAAUGGAUUCCACCAUUCAGUGCCGGGCACUGAACAUUGCUGAGGAUCUUGGGCAGAUACAAUAUCUUUUCUCUGAUAAGACUGGAACCCUCACUGAGAACAAAAUGGUUUUCCGGAGGUGUAGUAUUGCAGGAUAUGAUUAUUGUCAUGAAGAAAAUGCCAAGAGGCUGGAGUCCUACCAGGAGGUUUCCUCAGAAGAUGAAGAUUUGACAGACACCCCCAGUGGCUCGCUCAGCAAUAUGACAAAGGCAAAGGCACCCAGCUGCAGGACAGUUAAUAAUGGGCCUUUGAAAAGCAAAUCCUUGAAUCAUCUGGCUGGGAGCUGUUUGGCCCUAGGAGGGGAAGAUGGCCCCACUGAUGCAUCUCUCUCCAGACAGGCAGCUUUCAGUAGUCCUAUUGAAACUGAUGUUGUACCAGAUACUGGACUUUUGGAUAAAUUUAGCCAGAUUACACCUCAGUUAUUCACCUUACCAAAUGAAACUGACCAGGAUCUGUCUACAGAGACUUUGUACAUAAUUGACUUUUUUCUCGCCUUGGCAAUUUGUAAUACAGUUGUAGUUUCAUCUCCCAACCAACCACGACAAAAGCUGAGACUCUCUUCACUGGGUAGAAUGCCCAUCACAUCCUUAGAAGAAAUUAAAAACCUCUUCCAGAGGUUAUCCGUUCGAAGGUCAAGUUUUCCAUCCCUUUGCAGCAGCAAAGAAUCAUCAUCAUCCGGGGGUCCAAAUGCCUUUGUAAGCAGACUCUCCCUCUUCAAUCGAUCGAAGCUGGUCCCACCCACUGAGGAAGAAGAUUCCCCGUUAAGUGAUGGGGCCCCCGGUCCCAGCGAAAAAACUUGCCUCAAAGACCAAGAGAAAGCCGAAGCGGCCGCGGGCAGCCCCGACGGCAGCCCCGACGGCAGCCCCGACGGCAGCUUGGAUUCUCCUCUGGGGCAGGCGCUCGCCUUGGACUUGCACUACGAAGCAGAGAGCCCGGACGAAGCGGCCUUGGUGUACGCAGCCCGGGCUUAUCAGUGCACUUUGAAGUCCCGGACACCCGACCAGGUUACGGUUGACCUGGCAGCCUUGGGACCUUUAACAUUUCAACUUUUGCACAUUCUGCCUUUUGACUCUGUGAGAAAAAGGAUGUCGGUGGUGGUCAGGCACCCCCUAUCCCAUCAGGUUGUGGUGUAUACCAAGGGGGCCGAUUCUGUCAUCAUGGACUUACUGUCAUUAGCAUCUGCCGAUGGUGAGAGUUUAGAAAAACAACAAAAGAUAAUCCGGGAGAAAACCCAGAGACAUUUGGAUGAUUAUGCCAAAAAAGGACUUCGCACUUUAUGUAUUGCAAAAAAGGUCAUGAGUGACACGGAAUAUGCUGAGUGGCUAAAGAAUCAUUUUUUAGCAGAAACUAGCAUUGACAACAGGGAACAAUUACUGCUCGAGUCUGCCAUCAGGCUUGAGAAUAAAUUAACAUUACUGGGUGCUACUGGCAUUGAAGACCGGCUGCAAGAGGGUGUUCCAGAGGCGAUAGAAUCCUUGCAAAAAGCAGGAAUUAAGAUCUGGAUGCUGACAGGAGAUAAGCAGGAGACAGCUGUUAAUAUAGCUUAUGCUUGCAAAUUACUGGAACAAGAUGACAAAAUCUUUAUCUUCAACACCCAAAAUAAAGAAGCCUGUGAGAUGUUGAUGAAUAAGACUUUAGAAGAACUUAAGAAAGACAUUCAAAAGCCUCCAAACUUCCCAUCGCUUUGCAUUCAUGUUCCUCCGCUGCGAGCUGGGCUCAUCAUCACUGGGAAAACAUUAGAAUUUGCACUGCAGGACAGUCUGCAGAGUCGAUUUUUAGAGCUCACUGGAUUGUGCCAAGCUGUUGUCUGCUGCCGAGCAACACCCUUGCAGAAAAGUGAGGUGGUUAAAUUAGUACGAAAUCAGCUCCAAGUGAUGACCUUGGCUAUCGGUGAUGGAGCCAAUGAUGUUAGUAUGAUACAAGUUGCUGACAUUGGAAUAGGAAUUUCAGGCCAAGAAGGCAUGCAGGCAGUGAUGGCCAGUGAUUUUGCAGUUUCCCAGUUCAGACAUCUCACCAAGCUCCUACUCGUUCAUGGACAUUGGUGUUAUACUAGACUAUCUAACAUGAUUCUAUAUUUCUUCUACAAGAAUGUGGCUUAUGUAAACCUUCUCUUUUGGUACCAAUUCUUUUGUGGAUUUUCUGGAACAUCCAUGUCAGAUUACUGGGUUUUGAUCUUCUUCAAUCUCCUCUUCACAUCCGUACCUCCAGUUAUUUAUGGUAUCCUGGAAAAAGACAUUUCUGCAGGAACUCUCAUGCAACUACCUGAACUUUACAAGAGUGGCCAGAAAUCAGAGGCCUACUUACCACUCACAUUCUGGAUCACCUUGCUUGAUGCCUUUUACCAAAGUUUGGUUUGCUUCUUUGUGCCUUACUAUACCUACCAGGGCUCAGACAUUGACAUCUUUAUGUUUGGGAACCCCCUGAACACUGCGGCUCUGUUCAUCAUUCUUCUCCACCUUGUAAUUGAAAGUAAGACUUUGACUUGGAUUCACAUGGUGGUCAUCAGUAGCAGUAUCUUAAUUUACUUUUUCUUUGCCUUGGUGUUUGGAGCAAUGUGUGUGACUUGCAACCCACCAUCCAACCCUUACUGGAUCAUGGAAGAGCACAUGAUGGAUCCAAUGUUUUAUUUAGUCUGUGUCCUCACAACUUGUAUUGCUCUUCUCCCUAGGUUUAUAUACAGAGUUCUGCAGGGAUCACUAUUUCCUUCUCUGAUAUUAAGAGCUAAACACCUCGAUAAACUUUCUUUGGAGGAAAGGAAUGAAGCUCUUAAAAAAUGGAAAGAAGCCAGAACUGUGAAGCAGACAACAACUGGGCAUUCUCAUCCUACAGACGCACUAGAAAGACGGAGAAACUUGGACCCUUCUUGUGACCUCUCAGUGACAACAGCAUCUGUUAAUAGCAAACAAAGAGACUCUCCCACGUUCAAAGCUACUUUAGAUAUAACUAAUGUCUCAGGGAUGGCUAUGAAGACCGUACCAAGUAGUGGACAUCCUCUACAGAAUAGCAUUCAGAAAUAAAAACAACAACCAAAAAAUAUUUCUUGUAAUUUGGAAUUGAAAAUAAGGAAAUAUUUCCUAACCAAAAAAAAAAAGAUUGAUAUGAAUUGUUUUUUAAGGAAUAUGAAUGUUUUAAUAGGCUAUAACAAGUCUGUAAAAUAUGCUCUGUGUGUGGAAUUUUUAAGAAAAGAUUAAAAAGUUGAUCUGAGUAGGUUUUUAAAUUUGAUUCGUUGCUGGAAUCAGUUGCUAUUGUGGAUUUUUGGAUUUUGUAAAAGCAUUUUAAUUAACUUUGAAAUGCAAACUAUUUAAAGAGGGAAUUAAAUAAAAUAAUAAUUUCCAUUUCACUUGGAGACCAUGAAAGAAAAUAAACACGUGCAUAUUACAGACAUUUCCCAACUUAAGAAUAGAUCAGUUCCAAAAAAAUCUAUUUGUAUGUCAAUCUUUUGGAAAUCAGAAUGCCUUUCUCAUGGUGGUUGGUUUCCUAGGCCAGUCUACAAUAAAUCUAUUUAACCUGUAAUAUACAAAACAUGAUAAUAGAAGUCCAAGAAAGCCACUGUCUUCCCCCAGUUCCUCCUACCUCUAGAUCACUUCCCAAGUGCCUUGAGUUAGGAAACAUUGUGGCUCAGAUUCCUCUCUCUGCCUAUUCCCAUGCUGUGAUUAAGCCAAAAGUUCUUAAACUGGGGGACUGCCAGAAUUUCUAGAUCCAUGGCAGCCUUCACCAGAUAAAAUAUUCUAUUCAAGAGCAAAUCUCAAAAAAAGGAAGUCUCAAAAUCUUGUAGCAUUUGUUUUUAGAAUUUCAUCUCUCUGCUGUCAAGUUCUCAAAAAACAGGGAUGAUACUGGGAAUAAGUUUGGUACCAAAAAAAAAAAAAAAUGAUACUGGAUUCAUAUUCCAAGGUUAGGGAUUAGACCUGUGACCUCAUUGAUAUAGGGAACUCUCAAGGUGAAAACAUUCCCCCUUCCAAUGUAAGUUAGUAUUUUCUCUACAACCUAAAGUUGUAAAGGGCUUCCUAGAGCACUAAGAAGUUGAUUUAUCCAAAAUUACACAAACAGUAUAGGUCAGAGUUUAAACUUGAACCCAGCUCUUUCUGACUGACAUCAAGUUGUCUACUAUGUCAGAAUUUUUCAUGAACCCAAACUCAAAAUCAACUUUCAUUGUUGUUUUUGUCCCUAUGCUGCUCCUUCAGUUUCCACAUUUAUAAAGUGAAGGAGUUAGUUUGACUAUAUCUAUAAUUUAGCUUCCAGUUCUAUAGUUAUGAAACUGUGAUUACACAAGAUGCAUUAUAGCAUGAGAAGACUUUGUGAAAAUGCAGCAAGGUGUUUGCCAUGGAUAAUUAACACCUGCUAGUUAUUUAUCACAACUCUCUAAAACAAAAUCUAAUGACAUACAAAAUCAUUCUGAUAAAAUGGGGAAAAAAUGACCGCUUAAAAUGGCAUUAUUUGUACACUCAUCGGCUUAAUCCAAAUUAGAAUGCUGCUUUAGCAAUAGAAUGCUGUAUAAUGAUAAAGGGAUCUAAGUAAGCAUUCUCUUUCUCCUCCCUUCCCCCAAGUUGUUUCUUUUCUUUCUAAACAGAAAAAUCAGUGUAGUUAUAUAUCUGGACAAUCAACUGCUCCAGAGUUUUUAAUCUUCCUUUGCCUACUAGGCAUUUGAAGCCUUCCUAUCUCUUAAUUAAGAUAUGGGAAGAUAAAGAGGGGCAAGUAGUAGUAGAGGAGAGAAUAAUCUUUAAAGAGCUACAAGAUGAAUUUGUAUUUGUAUAAGACCUUUGAAAGAGUUAAUAUUUGUAACAUCUAAAAUAUUAAAAUAUCAUUCAUUUACACUUGAAUAAUUCCAGUCACAGGUUUAAGACUAUAUAAAGAUCCAACCUACUUUAACCCUAAAAAAUCACAGUGACUAUUAUAGACAAUUUUGAGUGAGAUACUUAAGUUGAUCUACCCUUCACUUCAAAGGAUGAUUCCUAAAUUAUCUAUUCUUCACUGAAGAAGGAGCUGGAUUCUCCUAAGAUCCAUUAUCUCAGUGGAAUUGGAGUGCCACCCUGGGAAGAAAAAACUUUAGAAGGUUUGGUGACCAGGGAUUGUUGCUUUGAUGAAUUUCUCCUGGGAUGGCUGAAGCCAUGAUUAAAGGAUACAUGAUAAAUGUAAUUAAUGAUCAGAGAAAUAAUUUAUAAGCAUCACCCUGGUAGGAAACAAUGAACGUAACAUCUCCUAAGUUCUACGUCCACUGCAAGUAUAUGACCUAGUUUACAUUUUUCCUAGAGCCUGAAAAGUAUUGAUAAUUCUUUGUGUGUGUGUGUGUAUGUUAUUCUUUUUAAAUGAAUUUUCCCGUGUGUCUUUAUUUCUUCUUUAUGUCAUUGAAACUUUUGUUCUAAUUGUUUUAUAUUCUCUUCCCCAAUCACCCGUUCUUCUUGAGCUACUAACAUGUGAGUCAAUGUUCACCCAUAUAUUAAAAACAAUUUAGUUCAAUUCCAAUAUGCUCAAUAAACUUAUAAAUUCUAAUAGGUGUUAAGUAACUUAAGUGGCAACAAGGAGUUCCCAUGAACUAAAUAAAACAGGAAUUUUAUUUAGCAACAGAUGUUUUUUCAUUGUGGCCUGAUAGAUAAGAGAAUUACAGUGGAGUUCACAUUUGGGAAUGGAUCACACUUCAAAUUGCCUACCCUUGGGUGUGGUUAAGAAAAUUAAUCCUCAACCUAACUACUAAACCCAACCCUCUACUAUACCAGAGAAGAACUUUGAUGCCAGAUUUUCUUCUUUUAUAAAUCUUUUGGGAGGAUGGGGGUGAGAAGUAAGUCUAUGCCAUGAUGUGCCUAAGAAGAGGUUCUCUCUUAGAAGGGAAUCAUUACUUCAGGUAAAGAUCCAGCUAUCUGACAUCCAAACAGAUUUUAUGGUUUUUCUAGAUUAGAUGUCUCCAGAUUCAGACGUUUAGUCGGAUUCACAAAACUCUGAAUGAUUGGGGUUCACCCCAAUAUGGAAGGGAAGAAGCACUUCAACACCCUCCUGUCUGU